Molecule: messenger RNA, 2534 nt
Organism: Leptopilina boulardi
Lineage: Eukaryota; Metazoa; Arthropoda; Insecta; Hymenoptera; Figitidae
Product: NF-kappa-B inhibitor cactus-like
Exons: 3
Coding region: 736-1947 (403 amino acids)
Molecular function (GO): protein binding
Source: RefSeq, a predicted model, not a curated record
AAGGCUGCGCAUUGCGUCCAUUCUAAAAUUUUAAUGUAUAUAUAUUAAGACUGCGUUCUUGAAAAUCGCAUUCAGUUUGCUUUAGGAGAUUCGUUCGUGACAUUCAGUGAAGAAGUUGAUCAUAAAAAAUAAAUUCAUCCUUUGGAAUAAUAAGUUUUGUGUUCUAUUUUUUGUUGAGUGUUAUUCUCCUUGGUGGAAAAAAAAAUUGCGCGAUAGUGCUCGAUUUCAACUAUUAUUAUUAUCAUUGUUUUUAAAUAAUAAUGUUGAUCAGUGAAUUUGUUGAGAAACUUGACGAUAUUGUUCCACAUUGUAAGGAAUUUAAAUUCUAACCUCAAAAAAAAAAAAUAAAUAAUUGUGCUCCAAACUAACAUUAUUUUCUCAUGGGAAUUGUGUACUGACCUUCGUCAAGAUUAUAUAUUUUUUUUUUCAUUGAGCGCAUAUUGUGGACAUGUGUGUAAAAGUUGUGGAAGUAGAAAUUUUAUGUUGAUUUGGAAAGUUUUGUGCGAGAAUCUCUAUUGAGAGAAACUGCUUUUUGGGAGUGAGAGAGGGAGAGAGAAAGAGAGAGAGAGAAGGAAAAGAACGGUAGUAGGAGAAGGCCCUGGCAUUGUGCUUUGUGAAGCAGGGAAAGUCCGUGUCUCGCAGCUCAGAAGCAUCAGGCAGCAGGCACGUUUAAGUAAGGCCCUCACAGUUGCUCUAUACACACAUACACGUGCGGAGCAAUUUCAAAAAAAAAAAAUGUGGCAACAGUCUACACAGGGACCCAUGGCCGGUAACGUCUCAGAGCUCGAUAAGGGUGAAAAGUGUCAACAACAGGAUUUUGGUGAUUCGGGUUUUCUAUCGGGUACAAACUUAAUUUGUUCCGAGGAAGUAUUUUCGGAGGAAUUAAUUCCCGCUGAUGAUAUUGAAUUAUCAUCUGAUAAUCAAGUGCCAGUUGUUUCUCAAGAACCUGAACCGAUGAGAGUCCUUGAUAGUGGUUUAGAUUUGGGGAUUAGUGAGAAUCUUGGUCAACUUUCCCUAAAGCACGACACAUUAAAUUCAUUGGAUAAGGUUCAUUUGGAGCCAUCCAGAUUGAUACCGGUCAGUGUCAAGGCCGCGCCUAGGACUAUCUUCACAACUCCUGAUAAACAGAAUACAGCACCAGUUAUUCAGGAGCGAUGGGAAAUUUAUUAUACCCAAGAUGACGACGGUGACACACAAUUGCACAUUGCGGUAGUUCAUGGUUACAUUGAUGCAAUAUUAUCACUUGUAAAUAUGGUGCCACAUCCUUGUCUUUUGGAUAUUUUGAAUGACGAUGGACACACGGCCCUUCAUCUUUCAAUUUUAACACAUCAACCAAGGAUAGCGAGAUGUUUAAUUCUUGCGGGCGCAAAUCCCGAAGCAAGAAAUCUCAAAGGCAAUACAGCCCUUCAUCUUGCUUGUGCUUGCGGUGACAUUGAUUCAGCACGUGCUCUCACCGAUGUACUUUCUCAUGGAGAACGAGGUUUACAUUUACCUGGAAGAUUUUUGCCCGCUCUACCACAAAAUUUGGAGCAAAGAAAUUAUAAUGGUGAAAUGUGCAUUCAUCUAGCGGCAAGUGGAAAUCAUGUUGAAUUAGUGAGACUGUUACUUCGACUUGGUGCCGAUUUAGAUGCAAGAGAAGGUCUCGCCGGUAGAACAGCAUUACAUUUAGCAAUUGAACAUGGCUGUAAAGGAGUUUUGAAAUUCUUAUUAGAAGAAUGUAGGCCCAGUCUUGAUGUGCCAAAUUAUGCAGGCUAUACCGCGUAUCAAAUUGCUCUUUGUGUUGACACACAAUUAGCCCUCGAUCUUGUAAGGUUUGGCGCCAGACCCCAACCACUUUCUGAUGAAGAGACAGAUAGCGAUAAUUCUAGUAUGGAAGACAAUGAUGAUAGUUAUAUGUUCAACUUAUCACCACUUCAAAAUAGCCCAAUGUCUGCUGUUAGGGCUUAAAACGAUUUCUAGGAAUAUUUGUAAAUUUCAAAAAUUUAACCUUACUUGGAAUUUUUCAACUUCACUUUUUUUCUCAUCAUCAUUAUCAUAUUAUAUCGAUAACAAAUAUUUUCAUCUCAUUUUAAUCAAAAUGAAAAUUUUCAACUGAAAUUUUAUUCAACUUUUUUUUAUGUGUAAUAUAAAAUAAUUUUAUAUUAUUUAAUAAUUAUAUAUAUUAUUAUCAAUAGAAUGUAUUUAUUAAUAUUUAAUUUUUUUUUUUGAAAUUAAAAAAUUAUAUUAAUAAUACAUAGUAUGUGAAUUAUAAUAAUAAUUCAUAAUUAUUAAAUUAAAACAAUAUAAGAGCUAAAAUGCUUUUAGAAAUAAUUUUUCAGUUAAAAGAUUUUCUAAAAAAAAAAAUAAUUUCGAUUUUACUAAUUUAUUUUUUAUCUCUACUGGAAUUAAAGUGACAAUUGUUUUUUUAAAUUCUAUUUAGUGUCUUAUUUAUUCAUUUUUUUAAAUAACCCUUUUUACUUCGACACAUUGUGAAAUCGUAAAAGAAAAAUUUCAAGUUUCGUUAAAUUUCAAAAUCAAAAGAAAAAUAAAUAAAA